CCGGCCGCCGCUCGGGCUCCGCGGGGCGGGGGGCGCGGGCCGAGCCGCGGCCGCUCCCGACAUGUCGGGCCCGCGCGCCGGCUUCUACCGGCAGGAGCUGAACAAGACGGUGUGGGAGGUGCCGCAGCGGCUGCAGGGGCUGCGCCCGGUGGGCUCGGGCGCCUACGGCUCAGUCUGCUCAGCCUAUGACACUCGGCUGCGCCAGAGGGUGGCGGUGAAGAAACUGUCACGCCCCUUCCAGUCUCUCAUCCACGCGAGAAGGACAUACCGUGAGCUGCGGCUGCUCAAGCACCUGAAGCACGAGAACGUCAUCGGGCUGCUGGACGUGUUCACACCGGCCACCUCCAUCGAGGACUUCAGCGAAGUGUACCUGGUGACCACGCUGAUGGGCGCCGACCUGAAUAACAUCGUCAAGUGCCAGGCGCUGAGCGACGAGCACGUUCAGUUCCUCGUGUACCAGCUGCUGCGCGGGCUGAAGUACAUCCACUCGGCGGGGAUCAUCCACCGGGACCUGAAGCCCAGCAAUGUGGCCGUGAACGAGGACUGCGAGCUGCGGAUCCUGGACUUCGGGCUCGCGCGCCAGGCCGACGAGGAGAUGACUGGCUACGUGGCCACUCGCUGGUACCGUGCCCCCGAGAUCAUGCUGAACUGGAUGCAUUACAACCAGACAGUGGACAUCUGGUCUGUGGGCUGCAUCAUGGCCGAGCUGCUCCAGGGAAAGGCCCUCUUCCCAGGAAAUGACUACAUCGACCAGCUGAAGCGCAUCAUGGAGGUGGUGGGCACGCCUAGCCCUGAGGUUCUAGCGAAGAUAUCCUCGGAACACGCCCGGGCGUACAUCCAGUCGCUGCCCCCCGUGCCCCAGAAGGAUCUCAGGAGCAUCUUCCGCGGCGCCAACCCCCUGGCUGUGGACCUCCUGGGAAGGAUGCUGGUGCUGGACAGUGACCAGAGGGUCAGCGCGGCCGAGGCCCUGUCCCACGCCUACUUCAGCCAGUACCACGACCCGGAGGAUGAGCCGGAAGCAGAGCCCUACGAUGAGAGCAUCGAGGCCAAGGAGCGCACGGCGGAGGAAUGGAAGGAGCUCACCUACCAGGAGGUCCUCAGCUUCAAGCCCCCGGAGCCACCGCGGCCACCUGGCAGCCUGGAGGUUGAGCAGUGAGGCGACCUCAAGGCAGGGCCUGAGCCGGCCCGCCCCCUCCCUCAGCCUGCCUCCCAGGACCCCUUGUCUACGUGAUGCUCCUUGGGGCGAGUUUGCACACGUGGAUGCUCGUGUGUGAGCCACCGACGUGGGAGUCUGGGCAGAGCUGUCUGGACUUCCUUGGUCCCCAACCCGCUCCCAGCAACCUGGGUCUCCCUUGGGACCUCACUGUGGGGGACCUGAGUGCCCUAGCACCCCCCGGGGAUGGUGUCUGUUUCCAGUCUCCUGAGCCGAAGAGGGCUGUCGCAUGGUCGGCGGGGCGGGGGGGUGGUGGUGCUUUGGGGCCCAGCCUCCUGGAGACAAAAGUCUGGGUGGUCAGAGCCGCUCAGUGGGAAGGGGCUGCCCUGCAAAGUGCUGAGCCGAAUCUUCCCUGGGGGGCAGGUGGGGACAGCUGCCUGGAGCCAUGUGUUCACCUGUGCUAUCUGGGGCACACCUGGGAUUCACAUGUCAAAGCAGACGCAGGCAUGUGUGGACCUGAGGGCAUCCAAAGGCCAGCGACCAUGACCAGCAGGAGGCCCAAGUUGGGGCGGCAGUGGCGGUGGCUCACUAUUGCCCACCCCCCCAGGUCCUGGGGCGGGAGCCGUGCUGCCGGCCAGGGGCGAGGUGACCAGGGUCAGCCAUGUGAGCAAAAGGAUCCUGUCUCCUUGGGCAUGGGAUCUGCAGCAGGUUCCAGAGGCCCGAGGGCACCAUGCCAGCUGGGGGGCUGGCAGGCCUGGGGGCUCCAGCAUGGAGGACCCACACUCCGGUAUGGACUCGGAUCCUGGCCCCUGGCCCAGAGCCCCUGAAGAAAACCUCUGCCUGCUCUGCGUCUGCAGGGCAGCCCUGUCUUGCCCCUCCAGGGUGCAGCUGACCUCCAGCCUCUGCUGGAAAUGCACUGGGGGUGCGGGUCCUCCCUCAAGGGGCUUCUCUGUCAGGCGGGCUGGGGGGCGACCCCUGGCCUUGCGGGAUCAGGGAGAUCUGAAUGUCAAGUGCCUGCCCCAGGGUUUCACAAUAAAAGGGGUCCUCUCUCGCUCA
Phacochoerus africanus (Common warthog) is the source of this 2209-nucleotide messenger RNA. RefSeq names its product mitogen-activated protein kinase 11 (gene MAPK11). The record is from RefSeq and is a predicted model, not a curated record. The coding region runs from base 62 to 1156 and encodes 364 amino acids. NCBI's taxonomy places the organism in Eukaryota, Metazoa, Chordata, Mammalia, Artiodactyla, Suidae. The transcript is spliced from 12 exons. Gene Ontology annotation, molecular function: ATP binding; MAP kinase activity. Gene Ontology annotation, biological process: protein phosphorylation; intracellular signal transduction. Gene Ontology annotation, cellular component: cytoplasm; nucleus.